AUGGAUGAAGAAUUGACAGUGAUGAUGAAGAUCACUGGAUUAUUGGUCGACAUGAUGAUACAACUGGAGCCAAGGUAUCGUGAUUACGUUGUAAUUGAGAACGGAGAACGAGUGAUUUACGUGAGAGUAUUGCGAGCCAUCUAUGGGAUGUUACAGGCCUCUAUGCUCUGGUACAAAAAGUUGAGAGGAGACAUGGAGAAACAUGGUUUUAUUUUCAAUUCAUAUGAUGGAUGCAUUGCCAACAAGAUUGUGAAUGGCAAACAACAAACUAUUCGAUUUCAUGUGGACGAUCUGUUAUCAAGCCACAUCAAUCCAAAAGUGAAUGAUGAUUUUUGUGAAUGGAUGAAUAAAAAAUAUGGUUCAAUCAAACCAGUCAAAUCUAAGCGAGGAAAAAUUCACGAAUAUUUGGGAAUGACCCUAGAUUUCAGUAAAAGGGGGAAAGUGAAAAUUCGAAUGGAUGACUAUGUCAAUAGAAUGUUGAAUGAAUUUCCUGUGAAGUUCAAGGAAAAUGAAGGGUGUAAGACACCAGCAAGUAAUGAUAUAUUAUCAAUCGGAAAAGGAGAAAAAUUGGAUGAUGAAAAACGUGAAACAUUUCACACAUUCAUUGCCAAAGGAUUAUUUCUGAGUAAGAGAGCGAGAUUGGAUAUUGCUCCAACUAUUUCAGUACUUUCUACAAGAGUGCAGAAGCCAAAUCAAACUGAUUGGAAGAAGCUAGUGAAGCUGAUGCAUUAUCUGAAUGGAACAAAGGGAAUGCACCUGACGCUGAGUGCAAAAGAUUUACGAACUUUCAAAUGGUAUAUUGAUGCAUCAUUUGCAGUUCAUCCAGAUUUCAGAAGUCACACUGGAGGUGUAUUGACUAUGGGUGAAAGAGGAUUACAAAUAAUCUCAAAGAAACAGAAACUGAACAGUCGAAGUUCAACAGAAGCCGAAUUGAUUGGUGUCGAUGAUGCUGCGACACAGAUAUUGUGGACAAAAUUAUUUGUGGAAGCACAAGGUUAUCCUGUUAAAGAGAACAUCCUAUAUCAGGAUAACAAGAGUUCAAUUCUAUUGGAAAAGGAUGGACAUGAUAGUGCCGGAAAGCAAAGCCGAGCUUUGAACAUUGGAUAUUUCUUUAUGACUGAUCAAGUCAAGAAAGAAAAUGUGACUAUUGAAUAUUGUCCAACUGAAAAGAUGUGGGGAGAUUUCAUGAGCAAACCUCUACAGGGACAAAAUUUCUUGGAAUUCAGAUCAUUGAUCCAAGGAGAACAAGAUUAG
Molecule: messenger RNA, 1254 nt
Organism: Cylindrotheca closterium
Lineage: Eukaryota; Bacillariophyta; Bacillariophyceae; Bacillariales; Bacillariaceae
Source: the annotation of a GenBank genome assembly